AUGGAAAAGCAAAGCGUCCAAGGCGUACCCAAAUCCACCGCUUGCCCCGUUGAGAAGGCGGCACCCGCCAACAAUGAGCCCCAGGCAGACAACUUCCACCGUACAGUUGGAACUUUCUGCGAUCAGGUGCUCUCGACGACACGCGAGAUGCACGGUGCGCUCGAGAUUUUCAGUGAGAAACUGUGCUUGCUGUUGCGGGAGGUGCAAGAUUUACAGGAGAAAACGGGUUCCUAG
Messenger RNA from Neurospora hispaniola, 234 nucleotides. RefSeq lists its product as uncharacterized. The transcript has a single exon. The record is from RefSeq and is a predicted model, not a curated record. The coding region runs from base 1 to 234 and encodes 77 amino acids. Lineage: Eukaryota; Fungi; Ascomycota; Sordariomycetes; Sordariales; Sordariaceae.